AUGGCCAAGGGAAAUGUUGCUGCUAACUCUCCCCUUGAGAGGCCUAGCUUAAUUUCACUGGAUCAAAAAUUGGCCUUUGCCAAGCGCUGUUCUCAGGAGGGUGUGUUAGCUGGAGCUAAGGCAGCUGUUGUUGCCAGUGUUGCCAGCGCUAUUCCAACACUGGCUAGUGUGAGGAUGAUGCCUUGGGCAAGAGCCAAUCUAAAUCACACUGCUCAAGCUCUUAUAGUUUCCACAGUGACCGGAGCAGCAUUUUUCAUAGCAGCUGACAAGACCGUUUUAGCAACAGCAAGAAAGAACUCUUUCAAGGAACCCUCGAAUUCUGAAGCAUGA
Molecule: messenger RNA, 330 nt
Organism: Gastrolobium bilobum
Lineage: Eukaryota; Viridiplantae; Streptophyta; Magnoliopsida; Fabales; Fabaceae
Product: early nodulin-93
Exons: 4
Coding region: 1-330 (109 amino acids)
Source: RefSeq, a predicted model, not a curated record